This is a messenger RNA of Schistocerca nitens (vagrant locust), 789 nucleotides long. Its product is annotated as wiskott-Aldrich syndrome protein family member 2-like. The record is from RefSeq and is a predicted model, not a curated record. The transcript has a single exon. The coding region runs from base 1 to 789 and encodes 262 amino acids. Lineage: Eukaryota; Metazoa; Arthropoda; Insecta; Orthoptera; Acrididae.
AUGCACGUACGACAACACCGCUACCCGUACACAAGGCCUCCCAUUGCACACAGCCGCUCUGUGUUCAACAUCAUCAAUGGCGCGCCCGCGGCUCGUCGCGGUCGCAGCCAUGACGCCGCCGCCACUUUUGCACCAACACAUUCACGCACCGCAAAACAGCUCGCCGACCCACCGACACAGCACAGCCGACAAACAAAAACAACCGCGGCGGCGGCAACAAAACAAAACAAACACCUCGCACCAAGCGUCCGACAGAAAACAAACGGACAGGCACACAGGCCUCUGCUAACGACCACGACACAGCGGCACGCUGCCCCUUUCCCGCCACUCUCGAUUCACAGCGCACGCGACCCCGUCGUCGACGACGACACGCGACGGGCUCGCUUCCCGCAACCUACACCUUUCCGCCACUACGCACGGCUCCACCCGACGCCCGUCGCAACGGCACUACUGCACGCACUAUCACCCCCGCCGCCGCCGCCGCCGCCGCCGCCGCCGCCGCCUCCUCCUCUCUCCCCCUUCCCGUACACAACAACACAGCCAAAAACACACUCACGACCCAAACAUAACAACAUGGCACGUGCAUCGGCGCACACCCCCAACCAGUCACCGUCGACACAACCACACGCAAGGCACGGAAAAACCGGCGUCCUUCCACGUUGCCAUCAAAGCAGCACAAACAACCACACAGGAGGAACCACCAACAACUGCCGGCCGGCCGGCAACCACCAAACGCACAUUCCCGCUCGCCACCACACACCUCUCGGCAGCCGUUUCGCAAAGACAUGA